Molecule: messenger RNA, 1031 nt
Organism: Mastomys coucha (southern multimammate mouse)
Lineage: Eukaryota; Metazoa; Chordata; Mammalia; Rodentia; Muridae
Gene: Cstl1
Product: cystatin like 1
Exons: 5
Coding region: 576-998 (140 amino acids)
Molecular function (GO): cysteine-type endopeptidase inhibitor activity
Source: RefSeq, a predicted model, not a curated record
CAAACGGAGUGUGGAUGGAAAAUGAAAGUCUCCCUACCUGCCUGCCACCGACGGGACAGCAACAGCCAAAAGGAGGUUUCCUCAGAAAUAAAGAUUCCUCAAAAUUCUUUUCCAUGAGUGUCUCAAGAUUUGACCCAGUUUUCUCAAAACCAAGUUCCUCUUGACCAGAAUAAAUGCCCAUAGCUGGCUCAAGGAAGCACAUCCUGAUUUGAAAUGUGUAUUGACAUCAUCUCCCAAGGUAGCAACUUUCCAAAGAACUUCUGGUGAUAUUCUGGUGGCUUUGCCACCUCUGAGGACUCAGGAACAAUUGGUGGAGUCUCACAGUUUCUUAUGGACCAAACUGCUUCUGCUGAUUUACGAGAGGUGAUUGCCAGGCUGACUGGACUGCAGCUGUUGAUUCAUGUUGGUGUUUUGCUAGAGAGCUGGACUGCUGACAAUGAAGACUGGAAUCACCCUGUUCUAAACAGAAGCUGUCUCCCAGGAAGCCAAUGCUAUCAAGACUGCCGUGGAAGACUGAGAGAACUGUUGCCGCACUUGCAAGCUAGCAACACCACAGAUAAGUGCCUUCUGAAGCCAUGGAGAUGAAGGUCAGAGGCUUGAGGAUCCCCUUGCUGCUCUUGCUGGUGACUGUGGUUGUAAUGGCUAAGGUGAAUGACAUCCAGAGGUGGGGGGGUUUCAAGGAGAAAGCCACGAGCAAGAAGAACAUCAACUCGACCCUCCAUUUCUUCAUCCAGUCUUACAACGAUGCAAGCAAUGACACCUACUUGUAUCAAGUUCAGAAGCUAAUCCAAGGUCAGAUGCAGUUGACCACGGGAGUGGAGUAUUUGGUUACUGUGAAGAUUGGCAGGACCAAAUGUAAGAAAAACGAGACGAACAGAGCCUCCUGCCCCCUGCAAAACAGCAAGCUGAAAAAGAGCCUGGUUUGCACGUCGCUGAUAUACUCCGUACCCUGGAUGAACCACUAUCAGCUCUGGAACAAUUCCUGCCAGGAGAGCUGAGUGUCUAUGUAAAGAGCUCUGCUGGUAGCCAGA